Molecule: messenger RNA, 1293 nt
Organism: Colletotrichum graminicola M1.001
Lineage: Eukaryota; Fungi; Ascomycota; Sordariomycetes; Glomerellales; Glomerellaceae
Product: calcium/proton exchanger
Exons: 4
Coding region: 1-1293 (430 amino acids)
Biological process (GO): calcium ion transmembrane transport; intracellular calcium ion homeostasis
Cellular component (GO): fungal-type vacuole membrane
Molecular function (GO): calcium:proton antiporter activity
Source: RefSeq, a predicted model, not a curated record
AUGUCGGCUCCUCGAUCCCCCUAUCGCCAAACCCAUCGCCAGUCGGCCGGCCCACGGCGACGAGAAUCGAACCACCCCAUCAUCUCGCCCGAGAAGGCACGCACCUCAAGGUACGCGGUUAGUGAGGAGCUGCCCGUCCACCACGGUCGCCAUCACCGAGCCCCUCCGCCGGGAAGCAGAGUUAAAGUAAAGCCUUCCGGCGAAAGCGGCCGCACAGGCUUCCAUCCCUUCAAGUUUCUCAAAAUUACUUGGAAGUCCUCAAGCCGGGCGUCCCUCGUUUGUAACUUCUUCUGGCCCGUGGUCCCCGCCGCCUUUGCCGUUCGUUACACUCGCCCACAAGACCACGUCCUGAUCUUCAUUCUCACCUUCGGUGCCAUCGUUGAAGUCAUCCUCUUUAUGGUGCUAUUAGCAGGCGACCAGUUCACUGUCAUUAAGGCUGCUAUUCUCGGUUCGAUAUUAGCGACAAUGCUCCUGUGUCUAGGAUUAUGCUUUAUUGCUGGCGGCAUACGACGAGACGAGGCUGAGUUCAGUGAGACCGUCAGUGAAGCCGGUAGUGGCUUGCUACUCACGGCAGGGGUCGCCUUGGCCAUUCCCGCCCUCUUUAGCUACUCCAUGGCCAAGUCGCUUACGGUUGAGGAGCUCAACAGCAAGACGCUGCAUAUCUCACGACUUGUGUCUGUCUUGCUUGUUAUAGCUUAUAGUGUCUUUGUGUUGUUCCAGGCCCGGACGCAUCACGGCAUCUACGAUGCCAUUUUCGAGCGCGACGAGCAGCGCGACCGUGACAAGCACAAGGACAUCAACAAGCCCAAGCUGACGCUGACCGAGUGCAUUAUAGCCCUCGUCAUUUCCAUCACGCUUGUGGCAUUUAUGGCCAUCUAUCUUGUCGAGCAGAUCCAUCCCAUUGUGCUGAAGCAUGGUAUCUCGGACCAUUUUAUGGGCCUCAUCCUCGUGCCUCUUGUGGAGAAGGCCGCCGAACAUCUGACGGCUGUCGACGAAGCAUGGGAUAACCAAAUGAACUUUGCCCUCUCCCACGUCCUGGGCGCCACACUACAAACAUCCCUGCUCAACGGUCCGCUCGUCGUUAUUGUCGCCUGGGCCUGGCACAAACACAUGGAUAUCGUCUUUGAGGUCUUUGAUAUUGGCAUGCUUCUCCUGUCCAUACUGACGGUCGGCAACUUCCUGCGCGACCAGAAGAGCAAUUACUUGGAAGGCUUCCUAUGCGUUAUCGUCUAUCUCGCCAUCGCCGUUGCGGCCUUUUACUACCCCAACCCGGAGGGUCUCGGCGAGCACUAA